This is a messenger RNA of Venturia canescens, 9712 nucleotides long. It is a transcript of the gene Snoo, whose product is annotated as Sno oncogene. The record is from RefSeq and is a predicted model, not a curated record. The transcript has 3 exons. Gene Ontology annotation, molecular function: DNA-binding transcription factor activity, RNA polymerase II-specific; RNA polymerase II cis-regulatory region sequence-specific DNA binding; SMAD binding. The coding region runs from base 2452 to 4743 and encodes 763 amino acids. Gene Ontology annotation, biological process: negative regulation of BMP signaling pathway. Gene Ontology annotation, cellular component: nucleus. NCBI's taxonomy places the organism in Eukaryota, Metazoa, Arthropoda, Insecta, Hymenoptera, Ichneumonidae.
CGAGCGAGCUCGGAGGAGCGAGAGCGAACGAGUAGCGUGGUUCGCGCGUGCGUGCGUGUGUAUGUGCGUGCGAACUCGGCAAGCACACACACGGGCACACUUAUCGGAGCUGCGCUCUCUACGUGUAGAGCAUUAUUGUGUUGUAUACCCGUUCGUCAAGGGGUUCUCUUGGGUGGACGACGGUUCACUCGGCACUCUUGUGGCUCCCGUAUUCUCUGGUGAAAAAAGGCGAAAAGGAGAAGACCGAAGGAGAGGGAGAGGGAGAUAAAGAAGAUAAAAGAAGAGGUUGAAAACGACGAAAGUACGCAAAAAUUAUGCGUACUCCCGCGAAUGGUUCAGUGUGCUCGUUGCGUGGACGAUCGAUACGCCAUUGCGCGACGCUUCGUGCAAUGUAAAAUCGCUCCCCACCCCCUCCCUAAAGAGAGCCUCCCUUCCCUUCCCCUCCACGAAUGUCUGCGCGACCCCGAGGAUUGCCCGAGAAGAUAUCUGUCAAAAGGCCCGCGGAGUUGUAAACGCUGUGCGAGAAAGAGUGUAUCCACGGGGGAAAAGAGUCAGUCGAGUGUCGUGGUUAUAAAAAAAGUGUGUGUAUCUCUUUGUGUUUCUGUUCUUUGGAUACAACAGAAAACGCAGAAAAAAAUUGCGAUACAUAUCCCGAAAUGCAAAAAAACGAAACAGAACUUUCAUUUCAAAAUUCCCGAUAAGAUAAAACCGGGAUCGAAACUGACUGCUGUACGUUUUUUCGUGUCUGUGAACUCGGCAGCUUUUGAAUUCGUUUAUUCUCCGAGAGGAUCAACUCUCCGGGAUUUGUGCUUCGUCUUUUUCUCAGUUUUUUUUUUUCUACAUAGGUUUUUCUUCGUUAUCAUUUUGUGCCUGUGCGCGCGUAUAGUAAAAGAUCGUUGCGGAGUGGAUUUUUACGGUACGGACAUGUGUUGUUUCGCAGGUCGCAAGAAAGGCCCGAGGCCCAGCGACCAGGCCACCGACCCAUACCAGUGACCGAACCUGUACUCUCGAGGUUGUAGUUCUAUAUAUACAUAUAGGUAUAUAUAUGUAUUGUAGUAUACUACUCGUUGCUCAGUGGUGCCACGGUGUAUCCCCAUAACCAUAAGCCCGUGAAGACCAGCUCAAUCCAUAAACCCUGUAAAAGAUCGCCACGGACUAUAAAAAAAAACACGUUUGACGCUUCAGAAUCUCAGCAAUUUCAAUUUUUUGUUUCUCCUUCCAGAACGUUUUUUUUCACUACUCGUGGUAUCUUUUUUUUCACCAACUGUUCAACUUUUUUCACCUCUGUUCCACGCUAAAGAUUCGUGUUGUCUGGCGAAUUUUUUUUCUCUCUUUUUGUUCAACAUCUCCUCAAAACUGUGCGUGCAUCAUCCAGUGUGCGUCUGUCUUUCUCUCGCUGGCGAACUCGUUUAUACGCGCUUGCGUGUGUCCGUUCGACUGUUAUUCUGAUCCUUCCUAUAUAUGUGUGGCUACGAGAGAGUCCGCGAAUUAUCGUGACAUAGAAAGAAGAAAGAAGAGAAAAAAGGAAGCGAAGCAAAAAAAAACGAAACUCGAAGAGAGUGCGUGGUGCGACGGAUCAUGGAUAACGGCGUGAGCGCCUUGGUGUUUUCAUCAACGUCGUCGCGGUCGCGGUCGUCGUUUUCGUCGCCGUCGUCGUCGUCGUCGUUUUUCCCGACGUCGACGCCGUCGUCGGGAAUAUCACCGGAGAAACGACCAAGUUAGAGAGAGAGAAACGGGGCGCGCUAGCGUGCUGUCUCUCUCUCUCGCGUGCACUUCUCGUUGAAGAUUUCGCGGUUUUAUAUAUACAUAUAUAAAAGUACAUUCAUGUAUAUGUACAUAUAUACACACAGUUUAUAUACAUAUACACGAUACGAGGGUUAAACGGGUGUUCUGAGAGUGCCGCGAUAGAAAGAAAGAACAAAUAAAUAAAGAAAUAAAAAUAAAAGAAACAGUGUGUGGACGAGGGAAUAAGAAGCAACCGUAGGUCAUCCGAAGAGAUGGACCGGGUUUAUCUCGGUUUUAUUUGCUGGCGUAACGAGUAUUUCAGUGGAUACGUCGAUUGUGCGACUAGUGUCGAUGAAAAUCACGGAGAAUCGCGUUUUUCUCGCAGUCCUCGUAAGCGAACCUUCCAAGCAAGUGCUAAACUUUUGAUAGACACAAUUGAUAUAUCUCGCGAGUUAACUUCGUAUUAAAAUGUGCCCCCCACGUGAGAUUCUUCGAUCCGCGGCUACGUAAGAGUGGAGCUCUUUUUUUUCUUGUCUUGUGCGUAAAAAAGACAAAAAAAACAUUGCCUUGUUUGUUACUGUUACCGUUGUUGUUCCUGUUUCGUUGAAAAUUUAAGUUUUGAUCUGUUGCCGGUGAAGGUUAACACAGGAAAAGAAAAAGUUUAUAGGAAUAAUUAACAUCGAGUGUGUGUUCGAAGCGCUGUGACACAGCUUUGAAAACCCAAUAAUGGAGACGCUCCUACCCGUCAGUACCAAUACACAAUCUUACAGUCCUCAGUUAAAGACUGUCUUAAAGACUUAUCAGCUGUCCGCUGUUAAAAGUCUUCAAGGACCAAGCUCCGCCCUACUGGGUAUGGACUGCAAAGCCUUGCGCCAGGAACAAUCACCCUUUCACUUCCCAUCCCUUGCAGCAGCGGCUGCCGCUCGUUCGCCCAACUGUGCCCUUGACAGUUGCGUCGAACUGACUGUCAAGGACAGCAAAAAAAUUCUUGUCGAGGACAUUGCCCUCGUAGAACCUCCAGCCGUUGUUUCCAGAAAGGAACAACGCUCUCCCAUUGACUCAGACGACGAUCCGCAGCCUGAAAAACUGAAGAGUCUCGUAUGCAGCGACAAACGUCAAUUGGAAUUUCAAAUUCCAAUUUUGACAGCGCCAGAUCAAAGCUGCUCGGAACGAUGCGAAACUAUACUGGAAAACGAGAGAAUAUCUUGUUUCGUUGUUGGUGGAGAGAGAAGACUCUGCUUGCCCCAAAUCCUCAAUACGGUCCUACAGGAUUUUUCCUUACAACAGAUCAAUCAAGUAUGCGACGAGCUGCAAAUCUAUUGCUCUCGCUGCAACCACGAUCAGCUCGAAGAGCUCAAACUUUCUGGUAUUCUGCCUCGAAAUGCCCCUUCCUGCGGUCUCAUCACUCAAACCGAUGCGGAGCGUCUCGUCAGUGCUCUCUUAAGAAGAACCGAGUCUCUCAGAGAAAGCACCCGAAUGCUGCAGGACACCGACGAUGAUCUCAUUGCUGAGGAAAAGGCCAGGAACAAAAAAGAAUGCCUGGAAGAAUCGAUAGGCAGAUUCAAAGUCUACCACGAAUGCUUCGGCAAGUGCAAAGGCAUUUUUGAUGCGGACAUCUUCACCUCCGAAGAUUCACCAUGCAUAGAGUGCCUUGAGUGCGGAUGCCAGUUUUCACCCCAACGAUUCGUGCGACACGCUCAUCGACCUCUCGAAAAUCGCACCUGUCAUUGGGGAUUCGAUUCCACUAAUUGGCGAUCCUAUCUCUUGCUCUCUCGUGAUCAACAACACUACAACAAAAUUCUUGCACUCUUUCGUAAUCUCAAGGAACGAUAUCCUGUUCCGAGCUUUAAGAGAAAAGCAGAGCUUCGACACGAGACUGAGAAAUUGGCAAAAAGAUCGAAAAAGGAAAUCGGACGUGAGGAAUGCACGGGAGUGUACAAUGGAAAUGGUAUGGGAAUGUAUCAUCCUGUCUCACCUGCAGGAAACGCGAGUGAUCCAUAUUUGCAAAUGCAAUGGGCCGUUUUCGAGCUUGCCACGAGAGGAGCAUCAGCUUUCAGGCCGUGGAAUUCGGCAGCUUCGUGCAAACACAGGGACAGUUCGCCAUUGGUGCCUGCUUACCUGAGUCGAGGUCCACCGGUUCUGCAGCAUCCGGAGCGGGUCGUACCGAUGUCAGAGUGCGAAAGGUUCGAGCCGCAUUUCCAGCCGAAUGUAGCAUUAGCGCCGAUCGGAGCACCGAGUUUGCCGGGCGGUGGUGUACCGCCACCACCCUCGGGUUCAUCGAGCGUGCAUCCUCGUCGCUUGAAUCACCACGAGCGACGUCGAAGCAAUAACUGCGCGAGUCCUGGAUUGGAGAAGGUGGAUACGCUCGGGAUAAGCGUAAAGUUAGAAAAGCCCCCGACACCGGGACCGGAGACAAUGACUGACGUUUACACGCCUCUGCACGUGUGUACGACGGCGGGUGAACACAGUCAAAACGACGAGAGUCCCGAGGAUCGUCUCGAUCCUGUAAAGCAUCGGGCCGUCGAGGACCGCGACGAGGAGCAGGAAGAAGGAUCUCCGAAAGCGGAACAUCCGGAAGUGGAGGAGGAGGAGGAAGAAGAGAGCAGCGCCGCGGUGACGUCGUCGACCGUCACGAUGGAACCUCCACCGGCGGAGGUUGGCACCUCCCACGACAGUGAUUCCGAGUCGAUAAACGUCUCAGUAGCAGCAACUGCCGAAUUAGAAGAACGUCUUCUCGCUCUCGACAUCCCUCAGGACGUUCUGACCCUCGUACGGACAAUUUCCCACGAGAAUCAACGCUUGAGGGAUCGUCAUCGGGCGAAUUUACGCGAAAUCGCUAGGUUACGAGCUCAAUUGGAUUUACAAAAGAUUCAAACGAUCGAUCUUCAUUACGAAAGAAAUAACGUUGCGAAUCCAAGUGCCGCUGAUAGUACGGAAAUGAAUGAGGAAACCGAUUCGACGUUGCAAAUCGUUAAUAAGGAAAUCGAACCUUCGUUAGCUUCGGUUAGUAAUAAUUAGAAUAAUAUAUAUAUGAACGCAUAUAUAUAUUUAUAUAUUACGCAGGAUAUCCCAGGGUAAAUUGUCAAUUAUAUAAAUUUAAACUCAGCAUCGAAUUCCGAGUCGAAAAGUCACUGCAUCCGAUGAUCUUAUCAAUUAGCUUCAUUGAAUUUGACUAAUCUUUUCAUUUUUUCCGUCGUCAUUUAUUUCGUCGUGAGAAUCCCAUAAAGAGGAUGGAUCAGUCGGUAUAUCGCAACUCUGAGUACGAGAGAGGUAGCUGUAAAUUUCGAAAUCGUAAUUCUUUGAGACAGUUUGAACGAUGAAAAAAAGGCUCUGUCAGCCCAUUUUUGCCAUUGCCCUGCGUAGGUUGACAGAGCCUUUCAAACGGUGUCAAAGAAUUUCCAUUUCGAAAAUUCCAAGUGAGGUAAGUUGACUGAUCCAUACUCUUGCGCAAAAAUCUGAUACUUGUGAGAAAUUUGCUGCCCGAAAAAGUCCAAAAAUUCAUCAAUUUUUGCUCCACCCUCGUUGUUUAAACGGUAUUCGCUGUAAAUAUGAAGCGAUUCGUUAAAUCAUGAAUAACAAAUCAUCGGUAAGGUACGAUCAGAAAACGCCCAACUUUUUAACUCGAAUUUCACUGCGGAACUUGAGUUUAUGUUGUCGACCAUUUAAGUUGGAAAAUCCUGUAUAUGUGCACGAAGUAUUCCACUCCAAUCUGAGCUGCGUCUGAAUCUCACGUGCGAACAUGCGAAGUAAUCGAUCACUUGAAGAAUAAUGAAACUGUUGAAGUUUUAUAAAAUACACAGAAAUGCAUAUAAUUUUGUGUAUGAUGAAAAGGUUUUUAAGGCGUGUCUUCAGAUCGGUGAAAAAUCGUGGCGAAUUGAACGGUCAGCACGAAAAUGUACACGCACAAGCGUAAAAAUUUUCACUAAACCUUUGAAUUCGCCACAACUUUUUACCAGCCUGAACGCAGCUUUACAAUCUUAAGAAUGUUUCACUCGCAAAAUAUUUAUUCCCGGCAAAAUGAUCAUUCGACGAGAAUUUUAGUAUUUAACGAUUAAAUAAAAUUCGGGAAAACUGCACUCAACAUUCGGACGCCAUGAAUCACAAUAUUUUCAAGAAAUUAUGCCGUAAAUAAUUUUCUGAUUGAAUCAUACCAAAAAAUCGAUAUUCCCAAGGUCACAAAAAUGGCUGACAUUGUUAUCCACAUUUUUGUCAAAUCGCCAAGUGCGAAAAUUCUCGUGGAAUAACAUUUCUCACUGGGGACAUAUAAGCAUAACAUUACAAGCAAAUUUCAUGAAAUUUCAAAUUUCAUCUUGAAAAAUCGUACUUCGAUUUAAAAAAAAAAAAAACAAAACAAAAAAAUCUUAUUAAAAAUGCACUUUUUUCAUAUGUGCAUUAAAAUGGGUAUGGAAAAUGUGCAAAUGAACAACCACAAUGUUAGACACAGUGAGAUAAAUCGUAAUUCGAUUUGGACCGGAGUGCUUUUCACACAUAUAUUUCCAAUAUAAGGAUAAUGUGAAACGAUGAAAACAAAACUGCUCAGCAAUUAUUGCGACGCUCAUCUAUUUUCGCGAGAUAAGCGUGCACUGAAUUUUUUUUUAGUACACUAGAGAGAAAAAACAAACAAACAAACAAACGGUAACGAUAUAUAUAAAAAUAUAAUUAAAUUUAAAUAUAUAAACAAUUCUAAAUGAAAUAAAAAAAGAAGGAACAAACAAAAACUCGGUGAAAUGAAGAAGAAGAAGAAGAUGAAAAAAAUGAAUAAAACUGUCUUGGUUAUGUGAUAUAUGAAGAGCCUUUAAAGUUGUAACACAGUUAAUUUUUGCGUUCUCAUUGUAAGUAAACUUUAUCGACGGUUUUGUUUGUGACCGAAUCUGUAGAUAUUGUAUUAUACGAAGGAGAAGAAGAUUAAAAAAAAGAAACGAAAACGAGUAAUAGGUUUAACGUGAGAAAGAAGGCAUAAAAACGAAAAUGAAAAGAAAAAAAGAAAAGGAACGAUGAAAAAAGCGAAAACCUUACCACGCCGAUGUCUAUUAACAUGACUUUAUUAUUAAAUGCGUAAGCGUUUUUGUGUAUAUUAAAUAUGCAUAAUUACGCAAUAACAAGAACAACAAGAACAACAGCAGACGAAAGAAAAAAAAUCGUUUUUUAUGGUCGUACGUUUGAUCUGUCAAAGUAGAUAAUAUUUCAAGUCGAUGAAAAAUCACGAAUAAAAUAUUCAAGUCACCCGUUUUUUAGAUUGCUUUCUAUCGACAUUAUCGUAAUCGUGGGGAGGGGGGGGAAAAAGAAAAUGGUAAAACAUUAAAAACACACACAUUUGAAAAAAUUAUCGUAUCAUGUAAAUACAUUGUCUCUCGUCAUAGGCGUAUCUUCGUAAUAGUAAUAAUUACUAUUAUCGCGCGAAUUAUUGGAAAAAAGUACAAAACAAACCCUACUUAGGUGCUAUGUUGUUACACUAGGCGGUUACCACCGGGUACGAGCGUUACGCUCAUUACGAAUCGUGUAUUUAGGGGCAUUGAAAAAUCAUUCUCACGCUCUGUGUGCGUGCGUGUGUGUGUGUGCGCGUGUGCGUGUCUUUACCGACGUAUUGGAUGUGUACACAAUCACCGUCUGAAAGGCGCUAAUUCCUUUGAUGCUCAAACGAGAAAUAUUGUAUCGACAGUUCGCGAUAAACAAACGGAGAGAGCUGUUGCUGCUGUUGCAUGAAUAACUAAAAUUCGGUUAAAUAUUAAAGGCGAAGGGUAGUGAAAAUUUGAGCUCCGAAACAAGAACAUUGAAAAUAUUUGUUGAUUUACAUUUGAAUGAUCGUUCCUUCAUUCAUCACAAUUUUGAAAGUUUUUAUAAAUUAUAAAAAUUGUUAAAUUCUUCGUCGAUAAAACGUUCUUGGCGAAACUAUUAGAAAAUUUUCUAAUCGAUAAACACGCGAAAGAUUGAAACACUUGAAACCCUAUAUAUUUGUGAGAUAUUGGACGAUCUCGAUAAGAUUUUCGGCUGCUUCUUCAUCCCAAGUGUGAACCUGUCUAUGCACCCGAUACGUCCUGCGAACGUCCCCACACAUUUCGGAAUAAUCGCACGAGCAUAGAAAUUUAUUGACGAAAUCAUCCGCGCAUUGAAAGGACUCCGCGAAUAAUAGCAAUAACGAUCACACCAACGUCCUCGGUACCCUUUCGCUCGUUCGCGCCAUAACGUCAUCCUUUUUAUCGGUUAAACAAAUAAAAGAAUACGUCGACGUCCGUUUUUUCUUUACUUUCGCUUCAGCAGCCACCGGUACAUCGGUUAAGUCUCAAAUGACUAUAAAAACUUAGUUAACCCGGCGUAUUCGAUGCCCGGUUUCUACAGACGCACCGCAAUUUACCUUAGCAGACGACCGGCCCCUCGAGAAACCUAUUCAUAGAAAAAAAAUGAAAAUGAAGGAUAUUAAAAAAACAACCAUAAUAAAUUACUUUCUCUUUAUCAAGUCAAACCGUACUACUCUAUAUGUAUAGACGAUAUAAUACAAUUAGUCAUAAUUAUUAUUCAUGAUAAAUACAUUUGUGUGUAUAAAUAUAAAUGAAAAUAUAUUUAUACACAUGUAUUUCAUUAUUAUUAAAUUAAAAAAUAAUAAUAAAAACAAAUACGAAGAAAAGAUGAGAAACGAAUCGUGUAUCGUACAUGUUCACACUGCAUUGUAUAGUCUCGAGUAGACACGUCAAUUAUUUUCUUUUUUCUCAUGAUUUGUGUAUUCGAAAUGAAAAAGAAAAAAAAAAAAAAACACCUUACACACAUACAAGCCUUUCGGUGAAAGAUUGCUUCGAAAAUCUCUGGUGGUUGCCCCUCCCCCGUUUCCGCAGACACUUUUGCAGGAGAAUCGUUGGUUCUUCGUGCUGCUAGAUAAUUAGUAAUCUCGAGACAGCGUGACCGGGCAUUUCGCCAUUUCGUACAACACCUUGCGUACGUUUGUAAUAACGCGAAUAUGAAUAUACGUCAAUAUUGAUUUUUGCCUCGAUUAGUACCGCUUUUUUUCAGCCGCCACGUCUUCACCGUUGAAAAUAAUAAAAAAUAAGAAAAUCUUAAAAUGUGUCUUCCUCCCCGAGCGAAAACUUCCCAAUGGAAGUUCCUCUUAGGACGAAAUUAAAGAGCAACAAAAGCCUCUUGAACUCGCUCUUUUUUUCGAUCAUUCGCCCACACACGGACACUCGUUUCUCAAACGUACCAAGAGAAAGGGAAUGCACGAUAGGAUUUCAAAGCAAUUUCAAUUUAUCGACGAUUUUGAAGUUUGCAUCGUUCGAAUACACUACGAAAUUCAUCGGUUUCUUAGUACCCAAACUUUAUUCACUAACAUUUAACCCCAACAUCAAUUUCUAACCUCAAAAAUUUUACGAAAAUAUCGAAUUGUUCGGUGAAUUCAACUGAAACAAUAUUUCUCGACGCCUUCCAACAAUGCAAACUUCGAUGCCAUUAUUAUUAUUACCAGACCCCCCCCCACUCCUCUUCCCCCUCCCCAAGUUUACUAUAUAUAUUACCAUAUAUAUACACCGAACCAACGAAAAACAAAAUGAUAAGACAAUUCAAUCAUUACGUUCAAUGUAACUCAAGCCCCAUAAGAUUUGCAUUGUAACCUUACUGAUAUUAUAAGAAUCCCACCUAAGAUAAACAAUGUAAUAGUCUACGUUUUUCAUACACACUCAGUUAUUAUAUAUUUACUUAGGAUAAAUAUUGAAGAACAAAUCAUGUACAAGAAUAUAUAUUCAUGUGUAUUUACGCAUAUGAAUAUACUAACAUAUAUGAAUAUAUUUAAAAACAACAUGUAUCUGGCGUACUACUCUGUUUGAAAAUACAAUCUGAGGUCAAUAGACACAAGUUAUACCAACCCCCCGCCCUGAGGAUCGUGUGUGACUGCCGAGUCUUGAAAUGUAUUUCGAAUAGUAAAAAGAAUAAAAAUUAAUAUUAAUUAUAAUAAUGAUACAAAACGGUAAUGUAAUUUAUAAAUAAAAAAUACAAAUAUUUGUGA